This is a messenger RNA of Hypomesus transpacificus, 2615 nucleotides long. RefSeq names its product ribosomal RNA processing 36 (gene rrp36). The record is from RefSeq and is a predicted model, not a curated record. NCBI's taxonomy places the organism in Eukaryota, Metazoa, Chordata, Actinopteri, Osmeriformes, Osmeridae. The transcript is spliced from 8 exons. Gene Ontology annotation, cellular component: nucleolus; 90S preribosome. The coding region runs from base 102 to 1160 and encodes 352 amino acids. Gene Ontology annotation, biological process: maturation of SSU-rRNA from tricistronic rRNA transcript (SSU-rRNA, 5.8S rRNA, LSU-rRNA).
ACACACUGUGGGUAAAUUUUUUCCAGCUAGUCGAAGCCACGUGUAGCUAGUUGACGUGUUGUCGUUUUGUCGAGUAAAGAUUUGCCGGCUCGAACUUUACUAUGACCUCUCUUUACAAGAAAUCAACAAUUAAGACCAUGCAUGAUUCAACAGUUAAGUCCAGUUCACAGAAGAUGACGACGAAGGCCAAAGUUCAUAUAAGUGGUGCCUCUAACAUUAGUGAUGAAGACUCUGAAUUGGAAAUGGAGAGAAAUUUUACUCUGCUGAGUAAGAAAAACUCACUUGUCAUCAAUGACGAGGAGAACGAGUCAGUAAGUGAAAGAGAAGAUUUAAGUGGAAAAUGGUUUGAAGGGGAUGAUUGCAGUGAGAAUGACGAGGAGUCAGAUGGUGAUGAAGAUGAGGAGGAGGAUGAAGAAGAAAAAGAAGAAAACUUGAAGGAUGCUGAUGGAAACAGUGCACUUUCAGAAAGCGAUGACAGAGAUGGCAAAGUAGUUACUGAAAAUGACAUUAAAAAAGAGCUUUCCACAAUGUCUUUCGAAGACAUAAUGACACUUCAAAAUAAAGUUGGAACAAAGGUAUACAAUGAAAUAGCAUACGGCACCACCAAGGGUAAACAACCCAUUCAGAAAAGGAAACGUUUGAAUAAAAAUAGGCCCAUGGAGAUAUCAGCCAAAAGACCUGCCCCUUACCUUAGACAAGUCAUUCCUGUAAAGAAAGCGGUGUCCAGAGACCCUCGGUUCGAUGACCUAUCGGGUGAAUACAAACCUGAGAUCUUUGAGAAAACCUACAAGUUCAUCAAUGACAUUAAGCAACGUGAGAAAGAAGUGGUACAGAAGAGACUAAAGAAAACAAAGAUGGCCAACCCGAAGGAGAAACUGCAGUUCCUCUUGAAGAGAAUGGAGAACCAGGAGAGGGCUAGGAAGAGCCGUGAGGAACAGCGGGAGAAGGAGCUUGAGUUCAAGAGGAAACAGAGAGAAAUGGCUGGACAGGGCCUGAAACCAUACUUCCUCAAGAAAUCCGACAAGAAGAAGCUGGAACUGGCCGACAAGUAUAACGAGCUGAAGAGGAGCGGCAAGCUGGAGAACUUCCUCAGCAAGAAGAGAAAGAGGAACGCUGGCAAGGACCGUCGAAAGCUGCCCUUCCAGCACAAGGACCAGUGAAGCCUGGCCACUCGUAUGAGGGUGAAACAUUCUGGUCUCUUGAGCUUUGAGAUAGUCUGGAAUUGUCCAUCCUCAUGUGAAAAACAUCCAAUAGACAUCAGUGAAUUUAAGUGAACAUUUAAGGAUAUAUUUCUGGGAGGGGUUGGGUGAGGAUAUGUAUUUGAAUAUAUUGAAAGCAUAUGUUGACAUUAUUGUGUCAGGGUUUUGUAAAAUCCUUACUGACUUUGGAUGCCUUCACAUGUGAAUGCAUUUCUUAGAUGUCAGAUAUGCAAGGUGUAUUAGACCUUUGGUGUAUGCAGAAGAUUAACUAUUAAACAAAGACAUUAUUUUUUAUAUUUAUUUGUUAGUUUUUUAUAGUUAUUUGUACAAACAUUUGUGGUCAAAUAGGGUAUGUUAUGACAAUUGCAUUACUUGGCACUUUAAGUCAGGUGUUGACAUCACUAGUUGUUUAUGAAUGGUGCUUAACAGACAUCUAGUUUUAUCUAAUGGUUCAAUGCCUUAAUGUAAUAGUCUGUACACUGACUUGUUUACAUGGAACCUGGAAGUUCUAUGCAUAAGAUACACAUUUAAGGGUGGACUGGAUGAUGAUAUUGCUAAACAGAGGACAUCAUUCCAGCAUUUGAAACUGCAUUACACUACCCUGAACACUUCCCUAUCACAAUUGCAUGUAUGCUCUUACCACUUGGUGGAGCUGUGAUAUGUUAAUAAGGCACUCAUCUUUUGGGACCAACAUGACUUCCUGUGCUCAACCACUUAACAGUCACUCUCAUCAAAUGUAAAUAUGUAAAUGAAUUAAAUCUAGUACAAUUUAGGAACAACGUUUGAACAAAUGCAAAAUCUUACAAUCAUAAAUCUCAUAUUUUUUAGGAUAAUUGGCAUAUUAUUAGGUAAAAUCCAGAGGUGAGAUUGAUCACUUUUCAGUUUGUAGAGAUGACCCGUAUAAAUACAAGCAUUGGUAAAGGAUGACAAGCUACCUGCUCUUCACACUUUUUAAAGAUGUGACUUUCUGAAGUCAUACCUUGUUUUCUUGUGCUGGUCUGCUGGUUCACAGUUUUAUUUUGUUUGUCUAAAUGCAGUUUGUGGUAAUUACCAUGCAUCACCUUCUGGGAGAAUGUCUAAAUCAUUUAGAUAGGUGCCCAGGAAUCAUCUACGACUCUUGAGACAUGAUCUCAGUGCAGUUGUAACCCUGUGUCUACAGAGAGACUCUGGGUAGACACUAUUAUUAAGGAACUCUGUCACUAUAUUCACUCAGGGGUAUCUUAUCUCUAGGCUCAUAUAGGAGGACUGCAGUAGUGCUUAAUUAUAUCAAAAUAUCCACCCAAACUCACGAUAACAACAGCAAACCAAUCAGAUAAUGUUUCAAAAAGUAUGAAGUUAUAUUUAUAAGAGUAUCAAUACACCAUAUAUAAUUUCAGGAUGAAUGUAAAGAAAAUAAUAAAAGUGUGUAAUAUGCAA